CUUCAUUCCCAGGGUUCCGUGAGAGCCGUUUGCCCCACCCCACCUCUUCAGCGCUAUCUAUCUCAAUGUACAAUUCUCCGAGAAAAAAAACGGGGGCAAAAAUAAUUCAGAGAAACACCGCGAACGGAGCAACUCUCACCCACCAGACCGGCUCAACGGAGCGGCCGCGGGCUAUCGGCGCCGAAAGCAACUGCCUGUCUCCGUUUGGAUGAAGUGAGUGAAAAAACCCCACCGCGGUAUGUUCAUGUAUCAUGCACAUGUAACCAUUAUCUGCCGUACGGAUUCAAAGGGAAUACAAAAAGACAAGAGACUUGACAGCGGACUGUGCUCCUGCUGCUGCUUCCGCCAAAACGGGGGACACAGCGGAGGAUUUCCACGAAUAUCGCCCGGAUAUUUGGUCGCGGAGACGGACAGCCAGCUGCCGAGAGCUGCCUGUGCUCGGUCGGAGAAGAUUUCCGAUGUGAGGAGAAACACAAAUUAACGCUACGGAGAGAAAAAGGACGGACUACGGGCCUUUUUCCUUUUCUAUUUUUUUUUUUUUUUUGUUGGUCAAACCCUCCUUAAAAAAAGACAGACACCCGCAUCUAUUGACCGAAGACAGGACUGAAUUUUUGGCACAGGAUAUCACCAAUAAGGUUGCUGGGAACCUUCCUGAUUAAAAUAAAAUGUGAGAGAUUUUGGAAGAAGCCCCGGUGAAGCCUGAUGUUUCACAUGCCGUCAUUUUAAGAGGAAAUAUUUAUUUUUUAAAUUUCUCUCCCUCUCGCCUUCUAAUGUUCCUCUGUUUAUUUGAAACUGAAUUGCAGUCAGUUCGGUUAAUAAACCUAAAUAUAUAUUUUUAAACAAGAAUAAUUAAGAAAGAGAGACUGAAGAAAACAGAAGUCUGUUUGAAAUGGAUUGAAUGGCAGUGGGAGCUAUCCGCCGAAGAUGGGCUCCUGAGGGGACAUUUGCUGGGAAAAUAUAAAAAUAGUUGUAUCAUCACUAUAAAAAAUAUAACAAAAAAAAAGCAAAGGCCGGUGUUUGAGAUCCAUACGCCUUGAAGGAAUCUGGGGCGCAGAGAUUCAUUCAUGAGCAGCCAGAAAGCUGGAAAUUCCACAUCCAGUCUCAUAUCAGUGUUGAUGACUUCAUUGCGGAUUUACAGUGAAAAACACGGGAAUCAAGUGUUUGAGAGGGCGGGAUCGUUUGCUCCACUUCUGAUCUCUCUCGGCUGAUGGUUUUCCAGUAAAAACCCACAUCCAUAAUAAAACGCCUCGGCGAAGUCUACUACCCGACAUCUGCUUCUGCUGGGGGAACAUAGAGGCCACCAAUUUUGAGCCAGGUGUUCCUCUGGUGGUCCAGAUCAAGAAUUUAUUAUUCUUAAAAGCAUCUAGCCAUCCACGCACCUUACAACCCUCUUUGAGCCCAUAACUGGAUUUUUUUUUUGUCUGUUUUUUUUUUUAUAUAUAUAUUGGGAAGAUGGGCUGUCUUGGGAAUAGUAAGACUGAAGACCAACGAAAUGAGGAGAAGGCUCAGAGGGAGGCGAACAAAAAGAUAGAAAGGCAGCUGCAAAAAGACAAACAGAUAUACCGGGCAACUCAUCGACUUCUUCUAUUAGGUGCCGGAGAAUCUGGGAAAAGUACAAUAGUCAAGCAGAUGCGAAUAUUGCAUGUGAAUGGCUUCAAUGCAGAAGAGAAAAAACAGAAAAUUCAUGAUAUCAAAAACAACAUAAAAGAAGCUAUAGAGACCAUUGUGGCUGCCAUGAACACACUCACGCCUCCAUGCCAGUUAGCAUGUCCUGCAAACCAGUCCUGGAUCAAUUACGUCCUGAGCCUAGUAAACCAGAAGGACUUUGAUUUUCCUUCAGAGUUUUAUGACCACACAAAGACUCUCUGGCAUGAUGAAGGUGUGCGGGCAUGCUGGGAAAGAUCCAACGAAUAUCAGCUCAUCGACUGCGCCCAGUACUUCUUAGACAGGAUUGAUGUGGUGAGGCAGAACGACUACACCCCCACGGAUCAGGACCUAUUGAGAUGCAGAGUUCUGACGUCUGGGAUCUUUGAAACCAGGUUUCAAAUCGACAAAGUGAAUUUCCAUAUGUUUGACGUCGGAGGUCAGAGGGAUGAACGCCGAAAAUGGAUCCAGUGUUUUAAUGAUGUGACGGCCAUCAUCUUUGUGGUAGCAAGUAGCAGCUACAACAUGGUGAUCAGAGAAGACAAUCAUACCAACAGACUACAGGAAGCGCUAAAUCUGUUCAAGAACAUUUGGAACAACAGGUGGCUACGGACAAUUUCGGUAAUCCUCUUCCUGAACAAACAGGAUCUUCUAGCUGAGAAGGUUUUGGCGGGAAAAUCUAAAAUCGAGGAGUAUUUUGGAGAAUUUGCACGCUACACUACGCCUGAUGAUGCAAUACCAGAACCAGGAGAGGAUCCCAGGGUGACCAGAGCAAAGUACUUCAUACGGGAUGAGUUUUUGGUUCGUGCAAAGAGGAUCAGCACAGCCAGUGGGGACGGACGGCAUUACUGUUACCCGCACUUCACCUGCGCCGUCGACACUGAAAACAUCCGGCGCGUCUUCAGUGACUGUCGGGACAUCAUACAGAGGAUGCACCUACGGCAGUACGAGCUCUUGUGAUGCGCAGCUUCGCCAGGCCCGCCCUACUUACCCAACGACCACCCGCCUCACUACGACCAGUUAGCCAAUCACUUCUUCACUAUUACCAAAUUCACCUAAACGACCGAUAAGCCUGACCUCUCCUUUCCUCCACCUGAUCCUCCUGGUAAUCCAACACAUAACCACGGAAAAGUGGGAAGACUCUUUACCAUCGACUGUCCGCCUCUCAUUUAUACGACCACCCUCUCACAGGUACACAUGCACUACAGAAUAAGACAUUCAGACCCUUGAAUAUUGAAUAAUCAUGACCCUCUCCAGCCUCUUGCUCUAAUAGUUAGCAGAGGGGGGAAUCUGCUCACAUGCAGGAGUUUAUUCACCGCGUGCUGAAGAGAACAGAUGGACUCAGAUGGUGGCAAGCUGAAACAGAGGAGUGGCUGUCACCUGUUUGAUUUUUUUUGUUUUGUUUUGUUUUAUUUUCUCCUGUGCCCGGCAUGGACAGACUAAUUGAUUAAUGGCUGCCUGCGGACGUGAGAGUGACUCUGAGAUGAAGCCACGCUGCUCUCAUGGACUGCUCAUCAAGAAACUAGUCAAGGAAACACAAGCAAACAAAAAAUAUCAUACGAUGCAUAAGAAUCAUGCAUACCAAUGAACUUAAUGCAGUGCAAAAAAAAAUCCAAGCUAUAUAUAUAGAUAUUUAUAUAUGUGUGUAUAUAAAUAUGUAUAUAUAUAUAAAUACAUAUAAAUAUAAAUAUUAUAUAUUCCUGUAAUAACACAAUUCAAGUUUUAAGUUUUUGUUAGUUUUUACCCCAUGUUGUUUGUCGGUGUACACAGUGUGUGAGAUCUGCCUUUGUGCACCAUUUAACCCCCCCAUCCCACACACACGCACACACUCAUGCACCAACAUGUUACUCUACAUCUUUGUCCCUAUUUACCUCUGCUGCUAUUUGUCAACUAUUUAACGUGGAAAAUAAAGAACAGGUUUGACUUAUUGAGGAUAAACGGCAACAGAAAAUCAUGACCUUAAAGAUUUGCAGAGACUGGAUGCAACGUUUUAUAACUGGGCACACACACUCAUAUACACACACACAGAUGAUCCUCAUCGUCAGCUCCCUCCUUCUUCUCCCCUUGUCUUGUUCUGUCACCUCCUCUUCCUCCUCCCUGCCCGGCUCUAAGUGCGUCUGUCUUUUUAUUUACUGCUGGACUAUUAUUCUUGUACAGACUGUAAAAUGUAUUAUUUUGUACAACUUUAUUGAAGAAAAGAAAAUAACUUGUAGAAGAUCCCUGUGCCUUGAUCACGACUGUACGUGUGAAAAAUGAGCUAAACAUGUAAGUUAUGUUUCACUGCGCUGUACAUCUGGACGGGUCGGUGCCACCACGUCCGGACCAGCUCACCCGACCCUCCGUCCCGCUGCCGCCGCUGAGCGAGAUGCGAAUGGGGAGGAGUGUUCUGUCGGGGAGGAGGCCUUUCGUCUGUUGGUUAUUUACAUUGUUUUUCCACAUUUUGUUUGUUCAUUGAUUAUUUUUGUUCUUCUUUGACUCCUCUCUGGUUUAUAUAAUAGGAAUUUUAAAAAAUUGAAAAAAGAAAAAUCAGACACACCACUUUAAUGCUGUGUAGUGACAAUACUGACUCUUAACACAAUUUUAUUUAUAUAUAUAUAUAUAUAUAUAUAUAGGAUUGGAUUUGCGGUACACCUGAGCUGGUGCCCAGGUUGGUAUUAAUUUUUUGUUUCUUAGUUUUUAACUCUUUUGAGGGAGAGGGACAUAUCAAGUGGGAAAAGUUUUUUUUUUUUUUUUUUUACAUAAAACAAACUGUUCUUUGCCUCUAAAACAGUUAUUUUAGUGUUUGGUUCAGUCCACAUUACAGUCACACAAAGGCUAAAGCAGUUUUAGUAAAAUCCAAUUUUAUGGAGGUUGCGGUGCGUUCUAGUUGCAGAGUUCCUACUCAAUCUGGACCCGUUUGGUUCUGAUUUAGGGUUUUAUUUCCUCACAUGGGUAAAUAUGGAAAAAGAACAUGAUUAUGGGAGAAAUAUUUGCGUCAUUACACACUUAUCCUGUUGUGUAGAGGUUCCUGCUAUCCAUUUGUCUAUUUAGAAAUGUCAUGCAUUGUUCACUUAGUCCAGAGGUCUGCAACUUUUACAAUCCUCAGAGCUAGAUGAGACUUGUUUAGAUCCUCCAAUAUAACACGAUUCUUUAAAAAA
Molecule: messenger RNA, 4781 nt
Organism: Xiphophorus couchianus (Monterrey platyfish)
Lineage: Eukaryota; Metazoa; Chordata; Actinopteri; Cyprinodontiformes; Poeciliidae
Product: guanine nucleotide-binding protein G(s) subunit alpha-like
Exons: 12
Coding region: 1453-2604 (383 amino acids)
Biological process (GO): adenylate cyclase-activating dopamine receptor signaling pathway; sensory perception of chemical stimulus
Cellular component (GO): cytoplasm; heterotrimeric G-protein complex
Molecular function (GO): mu-type opioid receptor binding; insulin-like growth factor receptor binding; G-protein beta/gamma-subunit complex binding
Source: RefSeq, a predicted model, not a curated record